Messenger RNA from Aspergillus heteromorphus CBS 117.55, 2699 nucleotides. RefSeq lists its product as uncharacterized. Gene Ontology annotation, biological process: actin cytoskeleton organization. Bases 102 to 2651 code for a protein of 849 amino acids. Lineage: Eukaryota; Fungi; Ascomycota; Eurotiomycetes; Eurotiales; Aspergillaceae. The record is from RefSeq and is a predicted model, not a curated record. The transcript has 3 exons. Gene Ontology annotation, molecular function: small GTPase binding; actin binding.
CGCCUGCGCCUGCCCGUUCCGUCUCGUCCGUCUCGUCCGCAGAUGCUAACACGAUGGAUUGGGUGGUUUCCUAAUCAGUUUCGGGUUAAAGGCGAUAAGACAUGUCUCCCAACAUGCAAUCCCCCAGCAUCUUCGACGACUCCAGUCGCAGUCCGACCAAGCCGUCGGUGCUUCGAGCGAUCUGGUCAUCCAAGUCUCACAAGCGGAACUCCUCUGCCGAUGACGCCUUUGCCUCCCGGGCCUCCCAUACCAGUCACCCCGGUGGCAGCCCAUACACUCCCGCCGACCGGGCCUACCCUCUCCUGGACCAACACCCGCUGGCUGAGAUAGCCCCCAACCGGGAUUCCACAGACGUUAGUUCAGCCCCGCGAUCACCGGGAAAGCACGGAAAAAACACCUUACACAAGAAGACCAAAAGCGCCGUCUCGCUCAAAUCUUUGAAGAGUUAUAUGGAACGCAAGGAUAAAUCGGACGACCCGCCCGAUGACGAAGCGGCUAACUUGAAACCGAAGAAGGCGAAAUCCGCCAACAGUCUCUCGGCUAUCUUGAAACGGUCCCAACGCGGAAGGAAGGCAGAAGGCUCCAAGAACACCGGCGACAAGGAGAACCGUAGCCCAUCGGACCCAGUCAACAGCAUGCCCUCUCCCGUGUGGCAUCAAUCCGCGACAUCAUCGUACCCGGACCCCUCCGCAGCAACCAGCUCCCACCACAAACGUAGCACUAUGCAAGAAGAGGUUUCGCUUUACAUGCCCAGAGAGUAUGGACCGACGCUGCAGCGCAAUAUCUACGAUUAUCAAAAACCAUCCCUCAGAACUCGCGCGGAUCCCAAGCCCCGUCCAAAGUCAGACUAUCUCGCAGAAAAGCGCAAGGGGAAGGAACUUUUGGAUCCUUUCGGUGGUGUGUCGCCGGACAAGUCGCCUGCCAUCCAGCCCGUGCCUGCAUCGGCAAAGAAGCAUGGAAGACCCCGGGCACAGUCGAGACCGGAAUACCAUCCGCCGGCGGAGCCGAAGCCGGAAUCAAGCCCGAAAAGGGUGUCUCGCGUGCAAGCGGCGAUCUCAGCAUUUAAUGCGAAGGGGCAGGAAGCCGAAGCGAAGAAACCCCUGAACGGCAAAGAGCUCGAGAGCGAGUUCGAAAAGCUCCUAGAUGCCAGGAACAUCCCCCACAACAUGAGAGACAAAAUGCGAUCUUUGGAUACCAAUAUCAAAGCCGACUUCAUCAGGAAAGAUCGAGCAGAAAACACACCACACAGCGCCAGUGCCAGUGGCACCGACAGCACCGGCCGUCGGGGUCGAAGGAAAGAGCAGAAAGAGGACCAACAGAGCCAGGACGGCAAAGGAUCGCGCUCGCGCUCGAGAAGUCGGGGCUUUACCUUCUCCAAGGGCAGCUCGUCGCCGAAGAAACAGCGCCCGGAUAGUGGCAGCUUUUACAGACGUCCGAAAUCGGCUGAUUUUUCGCAACCCACAGGAUUCUCGAAGAUCGGGACCCCAUCGACCUCGACCACCUCCCUUUCUGCGACGGCCUGUGAUACUGCUGCAGAUCCGUCGGACUUUGUUCAUUACCUGAGGGAAAUCCAGAAGCCAGAAAUGGUGGAGGUAGGGAAAAUGCACAAGCUUCGGCUCCUCCUCCGGAAUGAAACUGUCAGCUGGGUUGAUACAUUCAUUGCGGACGGUGGUAUGGACGAGAUUGUGCAGUUGCUUUACCGGAUUAUGAAAGUUGAAUGGAGAGAAGAGCAUGAGGACAAUCUGCUCCACGAGACACUGCUGUGCUUGAAGGCUCUCUGCACAACGUCCAUCGCGCUGCAGCAUCUAAACGAUAUCGAGGACCAGCUAUUCCCUGCGCUGCUAAAAAUGCUCUUCGAUGAUGAAAAGAAGGGCCCCAGCGAGUACACCACUCGUGGAAUCAUCAUGAAUCUUUUUUUCACGCAGCUGUCCGCGGUGUCGUCCGACGAGAUGGCAGCCCGCCGUGCUGCGCGCAUCCUAUCGUACCUACGCGACCCUUCGCCGCCGGAGGACAACCAGCCGCUGAGCUUUAUUGCAAACAUCUACCAAUCGCGCCCAUACCGGAUCUGGCUCAAGGAAAUCAGCAAUGUGACCAAGGAGGUUUUCUGGAUCUUCCUGCACCACCUGAAUGUGAUUCCGAUCGCCAAGGAUGACAAGCCUUACACCAGUUUCCGAGAGCACCAUUUCCCAUCCCCCAGGCCUCCAGUUCCCGCAGCUCCGUAUGUGGGCGGCGUGGAAUGGGAUGCCACCAACUACUUGGCCGCACAUCUCGAUCUCCUUAACGGGCUGGUGGCAUCUCUGGCAACGGUCGAGGAGCGCAACCAAUUGCGAGCGGAGCUUCGGGCUUCGGGAUUCGAAAAGGUGAUGGGCGGGACACUGAGAACGUGUAAGGUGAAGUUCUACUCCUCCGUCCACGACUGCCUGAAGACAUGGGUGGCUGCGGCUGUGGAAGACGGGUGGCCAUACCUAUCGGUUCGCGAGGGUCCUCCCCGGCCUGAGCCGGGAUCCCCGACCAAGUCCCCGACCAAGGCACCGGGAAGCCCCAAGAAGGGUUUCUUGGAUGAACAGCCUCCCAAGCUGGAACUUGCGCUGGAUGUCCCCGCCAGCAGCGGUGCGUCUCCCAGCCCCGCUGGCAUGGGCAAUUGGCUGUAAACCAGCCGAGACGCUCGAGUUGGCCAGAAACUUCGAUAUCGCCUGCUG